CUCUUCCACCCAUGUCAGAGAGGUCGGACAGACAUAUCGGCGACGUAUCGCCACCUCAGGUCAAUAUCAGGACAGUCCACCACCGGGUUUGAUCAGACUUGACAUUUACGUCACAAACGUAGUAUAUAGUUUUCUGCUGCCUUGUGGAAAGUAGCGGAGACUCGUCGAGGUUGCGACGGUAAAAUAUACCCGCCAGGCCCCUCACCUCUUCCUCUGCUCGGAGUCGCGCACCUUCUAGAUGCUUCUGCGCCAUGGACGACAUUCUCUGUCUGGAAGGCCAGGCAUGGUGAUGUUGUCUACUUCCGGCAAUUCGGUCAAGAUGUCAUUGUGCUGAACUCCGAAGAGGCCAUCAAAGACUUGAUAGAGAGAAGGUCGAGUAACUACUCGGACAGGAUGUCCAUGGCCGCCAGCGAGUCGUAUGUCUUCCUGUUUAUGACGCAGACGAAGCCUUGAACUUUCCAGCUACGCUUUGAGCUUCAACACCAUCUUUCACCGCCACAACGAGACGUGGCGAGCCCACAGGCGCGUUGCUCACCAGGGCCUUCGCGAGAACCACGUGGACAUCUACCAGCCGACACAGUUCCGCUGUGCAGAGGCGCUUAUCAAGAGCCUAGAAAACUCACCCGAGCACUACCACAAACAUUUCCAGAGUUUUGCCGCCUCAGUCAUUCUUUCGGCUACGUACGACCACGAUGUGGUCGGCGAGAACGACCCAAUUUGAAGUCAGUCACUGAAGCGUUGGACAUUAUGCGGCCACUGUUGUCGCCUGGGAGUACCAUUCUCUUGAACGUCUUCCCGUUGGCGCAAUUUCAAUGCAGCGCGAGUAAAGAUAGAUAGGAUGGUCAACCUGCCAUUUGAGUUCCUUGAAAGGAAGAUUGCAUCAGGAAACACGGGAAAAUCAAUCGCGUUGGAGGCGAUGGACAGAUUUGGAGACACUGACAAAGUCAACAACUUCGAGAAGGUGGUUAGAGACGCAUGCGCUACCCUUUACUCAGCCGCUGCAGAAACGACGUCGUCCACGCUCAUUAUCUUCCUCCUCGCUAUGGUUCAAAACCCCAGCGUUCAAGUACGCGCGCAGGAGGAGAUCGAAAGUGUGUUAGGGCCCGAUCGUCUUCCAAGCUUUGCCGAUCGCCAAUCUCUGCCUUAUGUCGAAGCAGUCUACCGAGAGACUCUGAGAUGGCACCCUGUUGCGCCGCUUGGUAUCCCACAUGCCGCGACCGAUGGCGACGUCUACAAGGGGUGGGCCAUUCCUAACGAUUCAGUGGUGAUAGCGAACGUAUGGGCAAUCUCGCAGAAUCCUGAAAGAUACCCGUCGCCCUCCUCCUUCAAACCUGAACGGUUCUUUGAUAACAAAGGAGUACUGACGGACGAUAUACCCACCUAUGCUUUCGGGUUCGGGAGGCGUAUCUGCCCCGGGCGGCACUUUGCCGACAAUUCACUGUGGAUUGUGAUUGGUCGACUUUUAGCGGGGUUCACGUUCGAGUCCGAGUAUCUGCAAACGGGUGGAGAGGUGAAGUGGCACAAUGGCGUGACUUCGUGA
Molecule: messenger RNA, 1540 nt
Organism: Coniophora puteana RWD-64-598 SS2
Lineage: Eukaryota; Fungi; Basidiomycota; Agaricomycetes; Boletales; Coniophoraceae
Product: cytochrome P450
Exons: 11
Coding region: 839-1540 (233 amino acids)
Molecular function (GO): heme binding; iron ion binding; oxidoreductase activity, acting on paired donors, with incorporation or reduction of molecular oxygen
Source: RefSeq, a predicted model, not a curated record